Molecule: messenger RNA, 2550 nt
Organism: Gracilinanus agilis (Agile Gracile Mouse Opossum)
Lineage: Eukaryota; Metazoa; Chordata; Mammalia; Didelphimorphia; Didelphidae
Gene: WDR93
Product: WD repeat domain 93
Exons: 17
Coding region: 149-2197 (682 amino acids)
Biological process (GO): electron transport chain
Molecular function (GO): protein binding
Source: RefSeq, a predicted model, not a curated record
CUCCAGUCUCCUUGGGUUUCUCAGUGUCUCAUUCCUUCAACAACAAUUCAAAACUUUGCAGAAGCUUGUGAAGAAACUAUCACUUUCUACCAUUAUAUAUCCAAAGAAAAUUCAUUUUGAAGGCAACAGGUAAACCAGUAAGAUCAAGAUGCCAGUAUAUAUCCGGAAAGGACCCCUGGAGAUCCCCCCUUAUGAAGAACAGGAUUGGAUUAAGGAUGAAGAUGGAGACUAUUUCUUAAAGGAUCCAGAUCAAAUUCUUGAUUCCCUACCUCAGCCUUUUCGGAUGAUCAGUAAUCUGAUAAACCUAUUGUUUGACCGGACAUGGGAAACCAUUGAGGAGAGAGAAGCAACAAGGGCAAUUACAAUUAUUAAGAGUAAGCCAACUGUCUAUUUACCAACUCAAGAAAUCAAGUCUUGGGGUGAACCAUCCUCCAUUGCCGUCUCUAAACACUAUGUGUUUAUUGCAUCAUCCAAUGGAUUCAAGGUCUUCAGUGUAUUGGAUGAUGAGUAUUCAUUGGUCCGUAAUUGGGAAAUGGUCAAAUAUGGGAUCAUGUCCAUCUCAGCUACAGAAAUAGGGAAUGAAAUAUUUGUGACUACUGUGGAUGAAAUAGGUGUUGCUCGUGUCUUUUAUUUUUACAAAGAAAUUAUUUUCCUAAUAAAAGCCAUGAAUGAUGUGGAAGAUAUUAACAAGCAGACUCCAUGUUUGAAUUUGAAAGUUUCUCCUGGCGGGGAUUUUAUGGCCAUACUUUUCCAAGGAGCUGGGUCUAUUUGGCUAGAAGUAUAUCGAUUACCCAAGGAAAACUGGAGUAAGGAGGUGGAGCAACCCCAUUCAUCUCAAUCAAAGAAGAAACCUAGCCAUAUGCAUCUAAAAAUCAGUGUGUCUCAAGAUCUUUCAGAAAUAGAAAAUUAUCUUCUCAAAGCAGACAUUAAGUUCAGCAGUCCAAUUCAAAUAUUGAAACUUAAACCGCCCAAACCAGUUACAGGUACUCCAUUUAAAAGCCCAGUGGAAGUCUUUCAAAAGAUAGAAGAUAUUUAUGGGUUAGGCUCUGGGCAAAAUCACAUGAUCAGAGAUAUCCAAUUGGAGCAACAGGCAGCAAUCUUCGAUGUUUUAUUUAGAAAGUUUCUGCCUUUGACAGACCCAGAGCAGAAUCCCAGUACUACAGGGUUCCACUUUCUUCUCCCCGGACAUAUCAUGAUGUUGCCAAGUGAAACCAAAGGUCCCUCAGGUAUGGCCUGUGCCCUGGCUGUGCACUGGCCUGGAAGACAUGAUUUCUUCCUGUAUUCACUUACCCGACCUCCAAGAGACAAAGACAAAGAAAGAGAAAGAGAGAAAAGCGAUUCUGAUCUGAAGUCUGAGGGAGUAUGGCCAACUGCAUCACCAAUUAUUAAGUCAGCCAUUAGUCCUUGCUCAUCUUUUGUAAUUCUGAUUUGUGAAGAUGGAGUAAUCACAAUGUGGGACAGAGCCCAAGGAUUCUUGCUUGGUGUGAUCUCGCUUCCAGAAGGAUGUUCCUGCAGAAGUCUUCACUUCUUAAAGAAUUAUGAAACCCUAAAGGACUGCCCAUUCCCAGAGGAUGUGCUCACUUCUAAAUUACAGGUUCUGGUGCUGUGCACUGAUGGGUCUCUUUACCUGGUGAAAACCGAAAAAGCCAGUGAACCCAGCAUCAGUGUGGUUGUGGAAAGGCCUGUGAAGCAUCCAAAUGAAACAAUUUGUGUUGUGGCUCCCAUUCCAUUUUUAACUCCCUUGGUACUACUCUUUGUUUUGGAUGGAUCGGUUUAUGUCAUGAAUGUGACCAACUCAGAGAUCAUCUGUGAAUUGGAUUCUCCUGCCUCUCAUCAUUUGGCAAACCCCUGGCAGCCCGUGUUUGCCUUUAUUUCAGAAACCCAGUCUGUGCUCAUCCGGGGAGACCUAGAAAAGAAUGAAAAAUUCCAACAUUAUGGUUAUAGCAUUUUCAUUUUUAAAUUGGAGUCCUGCCAAAAACCAAGGACUUCCAUACCCGUAUCUGAUGAGGAACCUAUGUAUUCUCAACCAUCAGAAAUUAGCAGCUGCAUCAACCAAUUGCCCUUGGUGAAGAGAUGUGAAUUUUUUCUACAAAAUCGACUUAAGAACUUUGAUUCUACUAAAGACAACGGACUAGAAUCCUUGCUUGAGCUACAGAAAAGCUCGACAAUUAUGCAGAAAGAAAACCGCAAAAAGUGACGUGGGCUUCUGCUCCUCAAGGUCCUGCGAGAAAGAGACUUCGACUGUACGGCUCCCAGCAAAUGUCACCUAGACUGGUAUUCAUUGGUUUCAUAGCCAAGAAACUUUUGUUGUUGUUGUUGUUGUUUUACACUUGUACCCAUCCAUCUUCAAAUAGCUGUUCAUUGCUGAAGGAGUAUGAUGUCAAAAACCCUGGAGAUGAGGAACAUUGUUCCUACACUUAGACUAGAGGCAACUGGAGUGAAAAGACCACUUCUGAGGACUCCAACUGGUAGGUCUUUCCUCUCAUACUUGUACAGAUUGGAUUCAAAAUCAGCUGAAUCAUCCCAAUAAAGAGCAACUUAUUUUCUAGA